UCCAGUUCAUUUGCAAACGUUUUUUCUUUCAAAUCGGAACGAUGUCUGAUCAACCAGAAUGGGGAAUAAAAUUUUCAAAAUUUUUCAUAAUUCCACAACGAGUGAUUUUGGCCAUAUUUGGUUUCUUGGCCAUUUUCAAUGCCUACACAAUGCGAGUGUGUCUAUCGCAAGUCAUCACCGUGCUGGUGGUGAAGAAGAACUACACAAAGGACGAAGCGGCGGCUGUGUGUCCCCCCGAUCCGAAUGACAAGAGUCCCUUGAGUCGGGAAGGCGGCUCCUACAAAUGGUCCGAAGAGUUGCAGGGUUUCAUCCUGGGUUCGUUUUACAUUGGAUACAUCAUUACCCAUCUUCCUGGAGGCCUUCUCGCCGACAAGUUUGGAGGAAAGUGGACCCUGGGCAUAGGCAUCUUCCUCACGGCUCUGUUCACCUUGGCCACGCCCAUGGCGAUCAACUUUGGUGGAUCCACCGCCCUGAUAGUACUGCGGAUAUUGAUGGGUCUCGGUGAAGGAACCACCUUUCCAGCCCUGAGCGUCCUGCUAUCUGCCUGGGCGCCAGCUUCUGAGCGAGGGAAACUGGGAGCGCUGGUACUCGGUGGUGGCCAGGUGGGUAGCAUCGCCGGCAACUUGAUCUCCGGUCUAAUCCUGGACAAGUACGACUGGCCAUUGGUGUUCUACUUCUUCGCAUCGGUGGCCAUACUCUGGUUUAUCCUGUUUUCGCUGCUGUGCUACAGCUACCCCGACAAGCACCCCUUCAUCAAGCCCUCGGAACGGGAGUACCUCAUGAACGAGAUUCCUCACAAGCCAGACAAGCCGCCAACUCCCUUCAAAUCCAUCCUCGUCAGUGUGCCCAUGUACGCCCUGAUCAGCGCCCAGAUCGGCCACGACUGGGGCUUCUACAUCAUGGUGACCGAUUUGCCCAAGUACAUGUCCGACGUGAUGCGGUUUUCCAUCAAGGCCAACGGCUUGUACUCGUCGCUGCCGUAUGUGACCAUGUGGAUAGUGUCUGUUACCAGUGGGUUCAUAGCCGACGCGAUGAUCACCCACAACUGCAUGAACACGACCAACACCCGGAAACUGAUGACUGCAGUCGCAGCUUUCGGUCCGGCUAUCUUCAUGAUCGCAGCUUCGUAUGCUGGCUGUAAUCGUCUCGUGGUUGUGAUCCUCUUCACCAUCGCCAUGGGACUGAUGGGCACCUACUACGCCGGCAUGAAGCUUACACCCCUGGAUCUCAGUCCCAACUACGCCGGCACCCUGAUGGCCAUCACCAACGGCAUCGGUGCCAUCACCGGCGUCCUCUCGCCCUACUUGGUGGGCGUAAUGACCCCGAAUGCCAAUAUGAUGGAAUGGCGCAUGGUGUUCUGGGUGGCCUUCAUCAUACUCUUCGUCACGGCAAUUGUGUACGUCAUCUGGGCGUCCGGUAAUGUCCAGGCCUUCGACGACGGCACCAAUACUUUCAAGAAGCAACCGAAGCCCGCCGAGCCGGCCAAAUAAGAAAACAGUGGAUAUAUAAAAAUUCUCCGUUCAAGAUUCUGGUUUUAACAAGUGAUUUUGCUUCUAUUGGUGUAAAAUAUGGCGAUAUGAAUACCUUGAUUUGAUAUUUGGCAAUUGGCAUCAAGUAUGAAGACGUGUACAUACCUUGGAAU
This is a messenger RNA of Drosophila bipectinata, 1642 nucleotides long. RefSeq names its product putative inorganic phosphate cotransporter. NCBI's taxonomy places the organism in Eukaryota, Metazoa, Arthropoda, Insecta, Diptera, Drosophilidae. Gene Ontology annotation, biological process: transmembrane transport; monoatomic anion transport. The record is from RefSeq and is a predicted model, not a curated record. Gene Ontology annotation, molecular function: transmembrane transporter activity. Gene Ontology annotation, cellular component: plasma membrane.